AUGGGUUUCGUCUAUCACAAGCUAGACCAAUCUACCGAGAGCUUACAAUUCUUCAGAAAAGCUCUGAUUGGCGAAGAGAACGUCCUUGGGCCUGCACAUGUGAAUACAUUGUCCUCAGCUCUCUGGACUGGCCUUGCCUAUAUCACUCUCAACCAGCAGGCAAAUCCCUUGGAGCUCUUCACAAAGGCACUGACAGGGCUAGAGAAGGCAAUGGCACCCGAUAAUGAGGAAAUUCGCAAUUCUCAAACCUUUGUUUAG
Molecule: messenger RNA, 258 nt
Organism: Penicillium crustosum
Lineage: Eukaryota; Fungi; Ascomycota; Eurotiomycetes; Eurotiales; Aspergillaceae
Product: tetratricopeptide repeat protein
Exons: 1
Coding region: 1-258 (85 amino acids)
Molecular function (GO): protein binding
Source: RefSeq, a predicted model, not a curated record